Messenger RNA from Seminavis robusta, 3885 nucleotides. NCBI's taxonomy places the organism in Eukaryota, Bacillariophyta, Bacillariophyceae, Naviculales, Naviculaceae. The record is from the annotation of a GenBank genome assembly.
AUUGAAGAUUCAAUUCUUCAGUCAACGGUAAGCACGCUACGGCAUCACAGCGAUGCACUCUCUUCCACAACAUCUCCCCGCUGACAAACAAAUAGACGCGACCCAAGUCAAAGUGCUGCCGUACCAUGAUGACGAGCAUUCAAUUCCUCCUUCUAUUCUAUACGCUGCUCAUAGCUGGCCAUAGCAGCGCUUACAGGCACUUUGAAACUCCAGCAAGCUCUGCGUGUCAUUCAUAUGGAUCUCAACGAAUCUGUGAUAUUGAUGACAUUGUGGGAUCCUCGGACAUUGCUGCCAUCGAUGCUGCCAUUCGUCACUUUGAGAGUUACACUGUAUCCUGUCAUGGGUCUCCACUAGGUCUUCAAUUUGGAGUCUACAUUGAGAGCACUAGUCAUGGUGCCACUCCCAGGUCAGUGGCCACUUCCAUCCACAAUCAGUGGGGUGUGGGGUAUCCUACUGGCUGUGAAGGCACCGGUAUCUUGCUCUAUUUGGCCAUACAAGAUCGUCAAAUGUACUUUUCUAGAGGCAAUGCUUUGAAAGCAAUCAUCAGUGAUGAUGUCCUGCAAGAUGCCAUCAAUCUUAUGAAGCCCUUCCUGCGCCAGCAACAGUAUGCUGCCGCCAUUCAAUCUGCAAUUUCUUACUUGAGCCGUUAUGCCAGUGGUGAAAUGGUAGCCACACCACCAUCACACUUUUCCAUCAAUGGUGAGCCAGUAUCGGAUAAGGAUGCGCAGCAAGUGGGUGUGGGCAUUUUGUCAUUUUUGGGGCUUUGUUGCGCGGGUUGUGCUAUCUGUUGCUGCUUACAAUUGGGGAACAAGGCCGAAAACAGAAAUACGCAUCAUGAGCAGCAAGCCGUACAAAAGAUAACACGAGCAAAGAUUUGGCUCCAAGAGAUGGAUGCCGUACAUGCGAACGUAUUGAGGGGUGAAUUCUACAGAGCUGAUUCGUGUCCAAUGUGCCUAAAGAGGUUUCAAUCUGUAAAAUCACAUGACAAUCGGUUCGAGGUGCCAACAGCAGCCACUAUUACUGCCACUGCCAUUACCCCUAUUCCUGUUCCCACUGAUCACGAUGGCAAGUUGAUGGCUACCGAAGACACACCACUAGUGCAAGCUACAGCCGUUACGUCCAUAACAACAACUACAAUGCCGGUAAUUCGCCUGGGUUCAGACCGCAAAAUGGUCCAGCUGCUUCCUUGUGGCCAUGUCUUUGAUGACACCUGCUUGGAAGAAACCCUUACAUUUCAGCGUGAAAAUGGGUUUGCGGCCGGUUGCCCUAUUUGCCAUGUAUCCAUCUUGGGUGACAAGGGAAGUUGCAAUUUUAUGGAGGGUUCUGGCUUUGAUGCAGUGAAGUAUCAGGAGGAACGCGUGUAUCGAUUGGAACGAAUUCACAAGUUGACCACCAGCCUUCACACCCGCAUGCCAAUUGAUCUAAUCAAGGAGUGGAAAAAGGCAGAAUAUCGAGGGUCAAUGGUGGAUGACUUUGUCAAUUGGGAUUAUGAGAGGACGAGACAGCUACAAAGGGAGCGUCAUCAAAAAGCUGAGGAAGAGAGGCGUGAAGAGAGGCGUCGCCAGGAACGUUGGUACCAAAAUCACCGACGUGAACGUGAUUGUGAACGACACCAUUCCCAUACAACUUACGUGUACAGCGAAAACAGAAGCAGUUGGGGUGGUGGCGGAGGAGGAGGCUUUGCGUUUGGUGGUGGGUCUUCGGGUGGCGGCAGCGGAGGUAGCUUUGGUGGUGGUGGAGGAGGUGGUGGUGGUGGUGGCGGCGGUGGGGGUGCAGGAGGAGGCUGGUGACCCUUGCCAUGGCUCCUGGCAAGCAACAGAAGCAUUCCGGUGCUGGAAGUCUCACGACGCAUUUUUAAAGUCUCUAUGUAGUGUUUGAUUACUCUAAUCGUAAAUGCAAAACGAUGCGUCCUUUAUAUCUUGGCAGCGUUCUCGCACUUGACAAUGCCUUGGCCGACGAUGCGUCCAAAGACCACACAUUCACACAAGGAAUUGCCGGCCAAUCGAUUCUUGCCGUGCAAUCCGCCCGCGACUUCCCCACAGGCAUACAAGCCUGGAAUGAUGGUGCUCUCGUCCUUUAGCACUUGUCCUCGCGGGUUGAUUUGAACGCCUCCCAUGCAAUAGUGCAGCACAGGUUCGACCUUGCCCACGUAGUAGUUGGCACUCUCCUCGUCCAGUUGUGGGACGGCCAAGAAGCGACUCUUUCCAAACGAGUCGGCACCGGCCUUGGCGGCAUCCUGAUACUCCUGUAGUGUCGCACCAAUGGUUUCGGCGUCCAUUCCCAUGUAUUCGGCGACCUCUUUGGCUCCCUUGACUUUGGUCAAGAACCCCUUCCAGGCGUAGAAGUCAACAUGUUUCUGAAUGGCAGCGGCACCCUCUUCGGAUACCAAGAGAUAUACCUGGGGCACCUUUUCAUCGCUACCACCUUGCCAUGUCUUUGUCUCUGCGUACUUUGCAUUGAGAGAAAAGAUCUUGUCCGUCACAUAGUCACGUCUCCCAAUCUCAUUGCAAAAGCUAUGAUAUCAAGAAAGAUAGGGGUAGAGGGAGGAAAAGAAGCACAAUCCAGAAAUGAGCAAAACAUCCAUCCACAAUGCCACAACCCCAACAACACUUUUUUCAUGUAUAGAGGCACCACAUACCGUUUUCCUUGUGGUGUCAACAAGAUACCUCCUACACCUCGCAAGACUUCGGCCGCCAAGAACUUGUUGGGGUUGUCCGGAUCCUUGGGAUCCACAAACCCCGUGGGGUGCACUUGAAUGUGUUGCAUACCCACAAGAUUGGCGUUGAGGGCCGAUGCCAAUGUCAACCCAUCGCCCGUGGAGAAUUCUCCGGCCGUGGCUCCCAAUGCCAAUAGUUCGGGACGAACCUUGGCCAGCCAGGACGUGCUGGAUCGAUCGGCGGCAAAUCCACCCGUGGCCAAGACGACAUUGGCGGCGUGGGCUACGACUUCUUGUUCCUUUUCUUCAGUGGUAAUAGUAUAGGCCACACCGACGACACGGCCCUGAUCGUCUUGUACCAAUUGAGUGGCUUUGGCACUGGUACAAAUUUGAAGGACACCAUUGUCUUGUUCUUGUUUGCCUUCAAAUUCCUUGACGGCCGCUUGCAACUUGAUCAUGAUUUCCGCUCCAAUGGGCAAUUUUCCCGCCGGUCGAUGCGUGCGUGGUUGAGAAUGUCCUCCCAACUGUGCGACUUGGGACAGAUCGACUUGCAAUCGUUCUCGCAGCCAUCCCAAGACGGCUUCUUGGCUGUGUUGGACCAAUGUGUCGACCAGAGCGGGGUUGGUGGCGUCACCCGCACUGUGGAGUGUGUCUUGACGAAAGGCGUGGCGUUCCUCGUCCGUGGUAGCGGCAUUAAUGCCCGAGGACGCUUUCAUGGAGUUGCCUCCCAAUUUGGGUUCCUUUUCCAAAAUCAAAACCCGUCCUCCCGCAUCGAGAAUGGUCAAGGCAGUGCUCAGACCGGCCAGUCCGCUGCCAAUGAUGAUGGCGUCAAAUGAGUGGUGGUUGUUGUUGUUGUCAGCCAUGGUAGAUGAGGAGGAAGAAGAGAUGGGUACAACAAUACUGAGGAGUAGAAGGACAAAUGAUGCUAGUAAUACUUGGGACCACAUGGCCUUGUGCUUUCUCGUUGUUGUUGGGCAUGGCUCGACGGAUGGAUUGGUGGUGGCAUUAUCCUUCGCAUGCGAGAAGGUGGGCUUCGCAUAACAACGGCACGAAAAACGGCUACAAGCGUGGGAAAGCUUCCCGUAUCUUGUUAAACGAGAAUCCAAUCGAACCCGUUCGAACUUUGGAGCCAAAUCUAUGGGGCCCUGCAGGCCCCACGUCUUUGGGCUUGUACAUAUCAGCCAAAAAAGUGGGAAUUUUUUAAUUAUGUUUUAUUAUCUUGUUUGAAA